UCACCGAGCACACCUGAAGCUCAUGGCUACACAAUGCCCUGAAGCCUGUGGUGAUGGUUUCCAGUCAGAGGCACGUCCUGUCUCUGCACCCUGUGUUCCCCACCUCCUCAGCUUAGCUGCUGCCCCAUCCACAAGGCAACCAGGAGGAGACCACGGUGCUUCAGGGACCACUAGCAACCCAGGUCAAGUGACUGUCUCUUGGUGAUGUGAAUUGCAGCUGGUGUUUACUGUGGGACCUCACUGCCAGCGUGGACAAUGCAGGCAAAGGCACAGAGAGAGGUUGGUGGACCCUCUGGGACAGGCAGCUCCUGCAAGGGAGCAUUGCUGACAGUGGCUGGCUAAAUCGUGGGCUUUUCUGUGUCCACACAGAGUGAGCCAAAGAAGCAGUGGCUUUUGCCGGGGCUUCCUAGGGAAGCCUCUCCUGGGAAGCCCCAGCAGCUCUGGUGGUGGAUACUCUAACAGAGAGUUUUUCCCUUUCAGGCUCUGACACGGGCAGCCGCAGCAGAAACAAAGAUGCUGAGGAAUUUGCACACCUUGUUGACAGAGCAGACCCAAAAGUUGCAGCUUCUGCUGGAGGAGGUGGCUCAGCUGAAGGUGGAGAUAAGCCGUUUGAAGAAGGAGAGGCAGGAGGUGAACCAGGCAGCCCUGGAGUUGGCUUCGGAAGUCUACAUCAGAAGAUCUGACUGGGCCCUGAAAAGUUCUGGUGCCACCAUUGACAUGCAGAGAACUUCAAAGACCUAUGACUGCAAAGAGAAUUGGGGCUGCAGGGUUUUAUGGUUCUUCCACACUCCCAACCCUCCUGAUACGAUUUUGGAGCCGGAUAUUUCCCCAGGAAACUGCUGGCCAUUACAAGGGCACCAGGGCCAGGUGGUCAUCAGGUUGCCAGCACGAGUCCAUCUGACUGCUGUCAGUGUGCAGCACACCUACAAAGAGGUCUCUCCAUCUGGGACCGUCACCAGUGCCCCCCGAGACAUCGCUGUCUUUGGAUUGAAUGCAGACAGAGAAGAGGAAACUCUCCUUGGGAUGUUCGUGUACAACGUGGCAAAAGAGGCUAUUCAAACCUUCCCUCUGAAGAACACACACAGAGCCUUUGCGCACAUCAAACUUAUUGUGAAGAGCAACUGGGGAAACACGGCCUACACCUGCAUUUAUCGAGUGCAGGUUCAUGGAAAGAUGGAAGAACAAGAAAACCUCAGCUGAAACCAGACAAGAAAAAGAACACAAGUAAAAAAGAGAAAUGGGGGAGGAGGAAUAAAUGGUUUGUCAGAU
Molecule: messenger RNA, 1269 nt
Organism: Pezoporus flaviventris
Lineage: Eukaryota; Metazoa; Chordata; Aves; Psittaciformes; Psittacidae
Product: sperm-associated antigen 4 protein-like
Exons: 7
Coding region: 514-1200 (228 amino acids)
Biological process (GO): nuclear envelope organization
Cellular component (GO): meiotic nuclear membrane microtubule tethering complex; nuclear envelope
Molecular function (GO): protein-membrane adaptor activity
Source: RefSeq, a predicted model, not a curated record